This is a messenger RNA of Hypomesus transpacificus, 3629 nucleotides long. RefSeq names its product mitochondria localized glutamic acid rich protein a (gene mgarpa). The transcript is spliced from 8 exons. Gene Ontology annotation, biological process: anterograde axonal transport. Gene Ontology annotation, cellular component: mitochondrion. NCBI's taxonomy places the organism in Eukaryota, Metazoa, Chordata, Actinopteri, Osmeriformes, Osmeridae. The coding region runs from base 188 to 1912 and encodes 574 amino acids. The record is from RefSeq and is a predicted model, not a curated record.
GUGAGAAGCACUCAGGAGAAAUCAGUCGCACAGCAAUCGCGUUCGAGGCAGGGCUCUUCCUCUCACACGCGGCCGACUAACAGCCAAGCUGACUUGCCCAUCCAACUCGCUACAGCCAGUCAUCCAGUCAACUUCCCAGCUCACGCUGUGGGUUAUUCCUCCCGUAUUUAUCAGAUAGAGCACUGAGAUGUUUUUCUGCAGAGCGGCCUGGCAAAGAUUUGGGCCUUUGGCACGGAAAACAGCCUACAGGUUAUCUAGAGAUGUGGUUCCUAGGCGUCAGAUGUCAUCGAUCCCUGGUGGAACUGGGGAGAACAUUAUUUAUGCUCUCCUUUGUGGUGGGGCCUUCGCUGGAUCAGUCACCUAUGCUUACAGUACUGUGACGUCAGACCACGAACGAUUCAACGACCGCGUGGCUGAAAUAAACGCGAGACCCAAGACAGAGUGGACACCCAAACCAUGGCCCCCAAAGAGCAGGGAUGGAGAGGAGGAAGAGGAGGGUGAGGGUGCCGAGGAAGAAGCUGAGGUUGCUGAGGAAGAAGGUGAGGCGGCCGCAGACGAGGCUGGAGGGGAGGAGGCUGAGGCUGCUGCCGAGGCUGAAAGUGAGGCUGAGCCUGCAGAAGAGGUCGUCGAACCAGCAGCUGAGGAAGCGGAAGCCGCUGUGGAGGCGGAGCCUGCCGCUGAGGCGGAGCCUGCCGCUGAGGCGGAGCCUGCCGCUGAGGCGGAGCCUGCCGCUGAGGCGGAGCCUGCCGUCGAGGCGGAGCCUGCCGCCGAAGCGGAGCCAGUCGCCGAGGCGGAGCCUGUAGCAGUUGAGGCCGAGGCAGCACCAGCAUUGGAGGCGGAACCGGCAGCAGCAGAGACUGUGGUGGAGGAGAUCGCAGCUGCGGUGGCCGAGACCGCUGAGGUAGUCGCUGAAGUCGCAGAGGUAGUCGUUGAGGCAGCCCAGGAGGUGGAGGCAGCAGCAGAGGAAGUAAUCAAAGUGGCCGAGGCCGUGGAGGUGGCGGCGGAGGCUAUCGCCGCCCCCGUUGUUGCAGAGGAGACAGUUGCUGCUGCAGCUGAGCCGGAGGCAGAGAGCAAUGUGGCCAAUGUGGACCUGCUUGCAGCCGCCUCGUCCAUUGAGGUGAAGACUGUUGAGCAAGUUGAAGCUGUCAUACCAGUGGAAAGUGUUGUUGUGGAAGAGGCCAAGGAGGUUGCACCAGUAGAGAACGAAGCACCAGUGGAGGCCACGCCUGUGGAGGUUGUCCCAGUAGAAGCUGCCCCAGAGGCCGAAACAACAGUGGAGGCUGCCCCAGUGGAGGCUGCCCCAGUGGAGGAGGCACCUGUGGAGGCUGUCCCAGUGGAGGAGGCACCUGUGGAGGCUGUCCCAGUGGAAGCUGCCCCAGUGGAGGAGGCACUGGUUGAGGCUGCAGCAGCUGAAGCACCAGCAGAGGCCCCAGCUGCCCCAGCAGAAGAGGCCCCAGCUGCCCCAGCAGAAGAGGCCCCAGCUGCCCCAGUAGAAGUUCCCCUUGUAGUUGUUGAGGAUGCACCAUCAGUAGAAGUUGCCCCAGCGGUUGAAGCCCCAGUAGAAGUUGCCCCAGUGGUUGAAGCCCCAGCAGUUGAAGCCCCAGCAGAAGUUUGCCCAGCAAUUGAAGACCCAGUAGAUGUUUCUUCAGUCAUUGAAGAGGCAGCGGCAACACUGCUAGUAGAAGCACCAGCUCCAGCAGUUGUGGAAGUAGCAGCAGAAGCUGCACCUGAGGAAGCCUCUGUCUCAGAGCCCAAGAAAGAGUACAUUGUGGUGGUACUGGAGGGAGCAGCCAAAUCUGACAAGAGGCCCAAAGUCCUGGGAGUCGGACCCAUGACUGGAAGGAUCAUCCCAGCCCCAGAGGAAGAUGAAGCCCCGGCUGCUGAGGUAACAGGGCAAGCGGCGGCUGCUUAGGAUGCAAAUGCAGUAGCUCCAGCUGUGAGAAAUCUCCUGGAUCUCUCAUCUAGUGAAAUAUUUCCCCCAAGGAAGAGAAGAGGAUGUGCCUUUCCCCAACCUCCCUCCAAUCGCAGACCCCUCUCCUCAACACCCCUUACCUUUUUCCCUGUAUCUGUAGUUUCAAACUUGUCAUCUCCCCAUCUCACUCCAGGGAUUUGUCUGUACAUGUAUGUUAGUCAUGUGAUGCCUGCUUUAUGAAACAACCACCUAGAGAAUUUUUUGGAUAUACACUCCUGUUCCUUUUACAGUUGCCUAAAUGUAAAACUCUAGUUCGUUUACGAACCAUUGGCAAUUGGCUUACAUGGCUUACUACACAAGACAACCUGUGACACUGCAUACACAUAUUGGUAUAUAUUCUCCUCCCUUAAGGCACACAAUUUGUGUUUUUACCUGGUUACAACUGUGAAGGGUAAGGUUGUCUUCUCAACGGUCGUUUCCCAAACUCUGUCCUAGUUUACUACACCUCAGAGACCUCACUGUAAAGCACUGCAAUGGUGUCUGCUUUUUCAGCACCAAAUGCAGUGGUACACAUUUCCCAGCCUAUCACUCAUAUACCACCUUGCAAUAGCGAGGCUUGUAUUUGUGUGUGACCAGCAUCCUUGAACAAACCUGUUAUUCCUCAGGUCAAAUUAGUUUUAAUGUAAAAAUCACAAGUAUUUCAGCUUUAAAGCUAAAGUGGUCUGACACACUUUUUAAUUAAACCUCACUUUACAAACUUUACAGGGGUCUUUCUUGCGGAACGUUACUCAGUAGGCUACCUCACUACCUCACUUGUUCUUUGUUGUACCCUUUGGAGAACUUCACUUGAAUAUGCCAGUGUUACAGACAGCAUCACAAACCAAAUUUGCUAGGUUGACUCCAUAGUUUAUGAAGUCACAGCUGAAUAACCAACCCUGUUUGUGUCCUAACACUAGAACUGCAUCACCUCUUAAGAUUUCAUAAGGCAGACAUUUUUAUCUCUUUACCUUCUCCCUCCCAUAGUUGCUGUUUUCCCAUUGAUUGACACCAUUGCAGGAGUCUAUAAAUGUUUUCCCAAACUAUACCCACAGAUUGUCCCCUGGAUUGUUACUGGAGUAACAUCUACAAGAAAAUAUGGAUCACUUGAGCAAGUUUUGGACUGCACAUGAUGGGUUUUAGCUUAGUACCACCUGUUAUGUGAACUUUGGUGAAUCUGUCAAAAGAGGCACUCAAAUGAUCCCAUUGGUGUCUAAGUCUGUUGUUUCAGUGUGCCAUCAUUGGUGAUGUUUUGCAAAAGUGGCUCACAGGAAGUGGUUUAUGGUAAUGAGUAUUGGAAAAGGGAGAUUGAAGGCUGACGAACCUAAUAGCUCAAUUUGAUCUAGAAUUUCCAAAUAAGUAUUUGUACUUAUCAGAGAAUCCAUAGAGUAAUGUACUGUUUGACAAAAUCGUUUUCUCUUAGCUUCACUCACUCGUUAUAUUUAAUUGUUUUCUGUUUUAGUCAUAUUUAAAAAGGGACCGAGAUGUUGAAACGAAUGUAAGCUUAUUCCUAAUUAAUCAAGAUUGUCCAACGUCUGCCUUCAUGUUUGCAGACAGAUUUUAUAAUAGUGGUUUGUUCUGCUCUGUGAAUGGAUGAAUUGGCAGUGGUCUAAUUAAGGCCAGAAACUGUGACUGACUGUGACACAUUGCUGUUUUUGUGAAAUAAAGAGGCAAUACUAAA